Molecule: messenger RNA, 3240 nt
Organism: Gallus gallus (chicken)
Lineage: Eukaryota; Metazoa; Chordata; Aves; Galliformes; Phasianidae
Gene: RAB9B
Product: RAB9B, member RAS oncogene family
Exons: 4
Coding region: 522-1127 (201 amino acids)
Biological process (GO): retrograde transport, endosome to Golgi; Rab protein signal transduction
Cellular component (GO): late endosome; lysosome; phagocytic vesicle
Molecular function (GO): GTP binding; GTPase activity
Source: RefSeq, a predicted model, not a curated record
GGAGAUGCGCGUGCGCCGCGCAUGCGCGGGACGGGCCGGCACCUGCCCCCGGCGGGUCGGGUCGGGUCGGUGGGCGGCGGCGGCGGCUGGAGGCCGUGGCUGUCAUGCUGGAGGAAGGCGUUCCCUGCACAGUCCUGGAGACAGAAGUGCCCUAUUGCUAGAGCAGAGAGCUGCUGCUUCCGUUUCAGACCUGAUGGAGGAGCUGUGUGCCAGACUGCCUGCCUGCCUGCCAGCUCUAGCAGUGCUCUCACAAGGGAGAUCGCCUUCUUUUUCACAAGCUUGUUCACAAAUGAACGUAGCGAUACCGUAUCCUAUUUCUUCCUGUGCACCCCCAUCAAAAUCCAGAAGUUGGAGUUCUGCUCUGUUCUUUCCCUGAAAUAAGAGAGAGGUGGAAGAGCAGUAGAAAAGCAGACCUCCAGCAGAGCGCUGCAGUAACAAAGUGGACUCCAAUUCUUUCCUAACCAUCCUGGGGAUGCCAGAGUAAUGGUUGCCUCGGUCCCGUGGCCGGCCGUCCUGCUGCAAUGAGUGGGAAGUCCUUGCUCUUAAAGGUCAUUCUGCUCGGAGAUGGCGGCGUCGGGAAGAGCUCCCUCAUGAACCGGUACGUCACCAACAAGUUUGACUCGCAGGCUUUCCACACCAUUGGUGUGGAGUUCUUAAACCGGGACCUGGAGGUAGAUGGACGUUUUGUGACCCUCCAGAUCUGGGACACUGCAGGGCAGGAGAGAUUCAAGAGCCUCCGGACCCCCUUUUACAGGGGAGCUGACUGCUGCCUGCUCACCUUCAGCGUGGAUGACCGGCAAAGCUUUGAGAACCUCAGCAACUGGCAGAAGGAGUUUGUCUAUUACGCUGACGUGAAGGACCCCGAACGCUUCCCCUUCGUGGUCCUGGGCAACAAGAUUGACAAACUUGAAAGGCAAGUGAGCACGGAGGAGGCCCAGGCUUGGUGCAUGGAGAACGGCAACUAUCCAUACCUGGAGACCAGCGCCAAGGAUGACACCAACGUGGCCGUGGCCUUUGAGGAGGCUGUGCGACAGGUGCUGGCGGUGGAGGAGCAGCUUGAGCACUGCAUGCUGGGCCACACCAUCGACCUGCACUCCAGCUCCAAGUCGGGGUCCUCCUGUUGUUAAGGGCGGCUGCUGCUUUGGGGACGUCGCUGGGACCGAUGGUUGGGCUGCAAGGAGGGCGGGGGCACUCUGAGGAGGGUGGCUGUGGGGACAGCGGGUGCUUUGUUCGCUGGAGAGUUGCUGCUUUACCAUCUGAAUGCUGGCUGCAGUCUUCGGACGUGGAAGAUGUAUGCACAGCAGGGAGCUGUCAAAGAGCGUGUGAAUGCAGUCCUGCUCCUGUCCCCGUCUGCUCUAGCAGGUGUGAAGGACCGGGUUAAACUAAAGAGAGUGAGUUCUGAUCAGUAGCACGAACUGCAUGCAGAACAAAGCUGGGGGCAUUCCAGACGCUCUGAAGCGUUUUAGUCCCGAACUCAAAAACUACCAGACCCACUAAAGUCAUGGCCUUACUGCCAAAGCAAAGUCUGCUCAGCAGUGCGAGUGAAACCUGUUGGGAUGACUAGCCCACGCAACUGUGAGAGUGCCAGAUCCUGGAGUGGCUGGGAUGUGUGUAUCUGCUGCCUGGGAUCAACGCAUUCCGUGCUGAGUAAUGCUUGAACUCUGAUAUGAAGGAACAUAAUGAAGGAGAGGAGAAACUGAAUGCUGCAGCGUCAUUUCUUCGUAGCUGUCUGUUUCUGGUCUGUUUUUCCCCCUCACCUUCUAACUUUGCCUUGUUUGGGUGUUGCUUUAUGGACAGGCUGGCUGCUGCUUGUUUCCUCAGCCCUUGGGGAGGCUCAACACCAGGUCUUGCUUCUCACACCUCGAGCAGACCUGGAUGGAAGGUUCCAGCGCGGCCCCUCGGCAGGUGAUGGUGAAGGAUUUGGGUUAGCUGGGAGUUCAGGAGAUCUGGAGCGUGAACCUUCAGCUGCUUCCUGUCAGAAGCAAUCUCUGUGUCCGGAUGAUUCUGUGUGUCUCUGAUUCUAUGAAUGCUGCAACACAAAACCACUCACCGUGAUUACCUGUUGUGUCGGGGGCUGUGCUGCUCAGCACAGUUUGCUCACCCCAUUGCCCUGAUCCUUACUCCCUAACAGGGAAUCCAGUAUGUCUUAUCUGUCACUCUCCUACUGCUGGAGAAUGUCCACUCAGUUAAUAGACCCUUAUCAAUGAGCAGCUGUGCUCGUUGCACUGGGGAGAGGUUUGGACUGACUCCUCAAGGGGCUGAAGGACGGUACUGGGAGGGCAGGAAGCCCUCCAGGAAAGGAUGCCAAGCUUUGCUGAUCGUGGCUCCUGCUCCCUGCUAGGUGUUAGUCCCGAGCUGUUUGUGUGUAGCAAAGAGGUCAGUGCUUGCUGGCUUGCCGUUGUAACCUCAUGUUCUGCGAAUUCCUGUGCAAGUGUUUGUCCAAAACGAUGACUUUGCCUGUAAGCAGGUAGGAGCCCGGCACGGGGAGAGCUCCCCAUGCACUGCUGGCUGCUGAGUGCAGUGCCCACUGUGAUGAGCCACUGGAUAGCUGAUUGUGUAGCUCACAUAGAGCAGCCUCGUAUGCUCAGUGCUUUAUUGCAGGGCAGGCUCUGCCCUCACGCUGGCUGGUGGCAGCUAAACCCCAUCCCCUGGUGGUCUGUGAGCUUGCAGGAUGGCUCCUCUGGGAACUCAGGGUGGUCCUGCUCUGCUCUGUGGGGCAGCCACACGUGGGAGGGGCUGAGGCUUUAAUACAAAGUGCUGUGGGGGGGAGGGGGGGGGGGGGAGGAGGGAUCUCAUUUUGAAUAGUCACGUUCACACAAAUAGAUAGGAAAUGCUUGCAGCUCCUGGGAAACCGGGUCCCUUGCUCUGCCUCCAUGGGUGCAACAUACGGUUAGGAAUUGGUACUCCUCCUUUAACAAUGUCUGACCUCCGCAGGCCUCUUAUCUAGAUUUUCCUCCAGUUUAACCCAGCUGGACGUAAGCAUUUAGGCUUCUGUGUUUGUAAAAGCCCAUUCAGGGGGCGUAGUGGGAUAUAUUGAAGCUGUUUAAUGUAUUCUGAGAGGUACGCACAAUUCCCGAGGGAGCCCGGAUCCUGAGCUCUCUGUUGCAAAGUUCUGCACCAACGGCCCUCCUUUCCCCGUGGCCACUCAUGCUGCUGCAGUUGUUGCUAUUGCUACAAAACUGGAAUUGUAACACUGAGACUCUACCUUUAUUUAAGCCAAUAAAACGUGGAUGUAUUCGA